GCUGCCAAGAUGUUCCGAGGCACCUACUACGUGCUCCUGUACUGGGGGCUCGUAGGGGUGCUUCAUGCCCAGCAACAAGAGGUCAUUUCUCCCAGCAUCUCCGAGAGAGGCACUAACUGCCCAGAGAAGACCGACUGCCCCGUCAAUGUGUACUUCGUGCUGGACACCUCGGAGAGCGUCACCAUGCAGUCACCCACUGACAGCCUUCUCACCCACAUGCAAGAAUUCGUGCCGGCUCUCAUUAGCCAGCUGCAGGACUCCUUCUACCUGGACCAGGUGGCCCUAAGCUGGCGCUAUGGUGGCCUGCACUUCUCUGACCAAGUGGAGGUGUUCAGCCCAGUGGGCAGCGAUCGUGCCUCCUUCACCAAAGCACUGCAGGGCAUCCGCUCCUUCCGCCGGGGCACCUUCACUGACUGCGCACUAGCCAACAUGACGCAGGAGGUGCGGCGGCUUGGCAACAAGGACGCAGUCAACUUCGCUGUGAUCAUCACUGAUGGCCACGUCACCGGCAGCCCCUGUGGGGGCAUCAAGCUGCAGGCUGAGCGGGCACGAGAGGCAGGCAUCAGGCUCUUCGCUGUGGCCCCCAACCCCAACCUGAAUGAGCAGGGUCUUCGGGACAUCGCCAGCACACCAUAUGAACUGUACCGCAGCAACUAUGCCACCAUGCUGCCUGGCACCACCGAAAUUGAUCAGGACACCAUCGACCGCAUCAUCAAAGUCAUGAAACACGAAGCUUAUGGCGAGUGUUACAAAGUGAGCUGCCUGGAGAUUCCUGGCCCUGCUGGCCCUAAGGGCUACCGAGGACAGAAGGGCGCCAAGGGCAACAUGGGUGAGCCAGGAGAACCUGGACAGAAGGGUCAUCAGGGAGAUCCUGGCAUCGAAGGCCCCAUUGGAUUCCCAGGACCCAAGGGUGUUCCUGGUUUCAAAGGAGAGAAGGGUGAAUUUGGAGCUGAUGGCCGGAAGGGAUCCUUAGGCCUGGCUGGCAAGAACGGGACCGAUGGACAGAAGGGCAAGCUGGGGCGCAUCGGGCCUCCUGGCUGCAAAGGUGACCCAGGGAACCGGGGCCCUGAUGGCUACCCAGGGGAUGCAGGCAACCCCGGGGAGCCAGGAGACCGAGGUGCCAAGGGGGACUCCGGCCGCCCAGGACGCAGAGGGCCCCCAGGAGACAGCGGAGCCAAAGGCAGCAAGGGAUAUCAAGGCAACAAUGGUGCCCCAGGGAGUCCCGGCGUGAAAGGAGGCCGGGGUGGGCCCGGGCCCCGAGGACCCAAAGGCGAGCCCGGACGCAGAGGAGACCCUGGAACCAAGGGCAGCCCUGGGAAUGAUGGACCCAAGGGGGAGAAGGGGGACCCUGGCCCGGAAGGGCCCCGGGGCCUAGCUGGAGAGGUUGGCAACAAAGGAGCCAAGGGAGAUCGUGGCCUGCCUGGACCCAGAGGCCCUCAAGGGGCUCUCGGGGAGCCAGGAAAGCAGGGAUCUCGGGGAGACCCUGGUGAUGCCGGGCCCCGUGGAGAGUCAGGACCCCCUGGCCCCAAGGGAGACCCUGGCAGGCCUGGAUUCAGCUACCCAGGACCCCGAGGAACACCUGGAGAAAAAGGGGAGCCUGGACCGCGUGGCCCCGAGGGAGGCAGAGGAGAUUUUGGCGUGAAAGGAGACCCUGGGCGCAAAGGAGAGAAGGGUGAGCCUGCAGAUCCUGGUCCCCCUGGUGAACCAGGUCCUCGGGGGCCAAAAGGAGUCCCAGGGCCCGAGGGUAUGCCUGGCCCCCCCGGAGACCCUGGUCUCACAGAGUGUGAUGUCAUGACCUACGUGAGGGAGACAUGCGGGUGCUGUGACUGUGAGAAGCGCUGUGGUGCCCUGGAUGUGGUAUUUGUCAUCGACAGCUCUGAGAGCAUCGGCUACACCAACUUCACUCUGGAGAAAAAUUUUGUCAUCAAUGUGGUCAACCGGCUGGGCGCCAUCGCCAAGGACCCCAAGUCAGAGACAGGCACACGUGUAGGCGUGGUGCAGUACAGUCACGAGGGCACUUUCGAGGCCAUCCAGCUAGAUGACAAGCGCAUCGACUCGCUGUCCAGCUUCAAAGAGGCUGUCAAGAACCUCGAGUGGAUCGCUGGCGGUACCUGGACACCUUCAGCCCUCAAGUUCACCUACGACAAGCUCAUCAAGGAGAGCCGGCGGCAGAAAACCCGCGUCUUCGCAGUGGUCAUCACAGAUGGGCGCCAUGACCCACGGGAUGAUGACCUGAACCUGCCAAUACUCUGCAGAAAUGAUGACGUCACAGUCACAGCCAUUGGCAUUGGUGACAUGUUCCAUGAGCAACAUGAAAGCGAGAACCUCAACUCCAUUACCUGCAACAAGCCCCAGCAGGUGCGCAACAUGACACUCUUCUCUGACCUGGUGGCUGAGAAGUUCAUCGAUGACAUGGAGGACAUCCUGUGCCCGGACCCCCAAAUUGUCUGCCCGGAACUGCCCUGCCAAACAGAACUGUACGUGGCCCAGUGCACACAGCGGCCCGUGGACAUCGUCUUCCUGCUGGAUGGCUCUGAGCGGCUGGGUGAGCAGAACUUCUUCAAAGCCCGGCGCUUCGUGGAGGAGGUGUCGCGGCGAUUGACGCUGGCGCGCCAGGACGACGACCCACUCAAUGCCCGCGUGGCGCUGCUACAGUACGGCAGCCCGCAAGAGCAGCAGGUGGCCUUCCCGCUGACUGCCAACCUGACAAUCAUCCACGAGGCACUGGAGCACGCACGCUACCUCAACUCCUUCUCGCACGUGGGCACCGGCGUUGUGCAAGCCAUCAACACGGUGGUGCGCAGUGCGCGGGGUGGGGCCCGGCGCCACGCUGAGCUCUCCUUCGUGUUCCUCACCGAUGGUGUCACGGGGAACGAGAGCCUGGAGGAAUCGGUGCACUCCAUGCGCAAGCACAACGUGGUGCCCACUGUGGUGGCCGUAGGCAACGAUGUGGACAUGGACGUGCUGUCCAAGAUCAGCCUGGGUGACACGUCUGCCAUCUUCCGUGAGAAGGACUACGACAGCUUAGUGCAGCCUAGCUUUUUUGACAGGUUCAUCCGCUGGAUCUGUUAGCCCCGCC
Messenger RNA from Chrysochloris asiatica (Cape golden mole), 3079 nucleotides. It is a transcript of the gene COL6A2, whose product is annotated as collagen, type VI, alpha 2. The record is from RefSeq and is a predicted model, not a curated record. Bases 10 to 3072 code for a protein of 1020 amino acids. The transcript is spliced from 27 exons. Lineage: Eukaryota; Metazoa; Chordata; Mammalia; Afrosoricida; Chrysochloridae.